Messenger RNA from Osmia bicornis bicornis, 2724 nucleotides. It is a transcript of the gene Ent1, whose product is annotated as equilibrative nucleoside transporter 1. Gene Ontology annotation, cellular component: plasma membrane. The record is from RefSeq and is a predicted model, not a curated record. The transcript has 11 exons. Bases 576 to 1988 code for a protein of 470 amino acids. Lineage: Eukaryota; Metazoa; Arthropoda; Insecta; Hymenoptera; Megachilidae. Gene Ontology annotation, biological process: nucleoside transmembrane transport. Gene Ontology annotation, molecular function: nucleoside transmembrane transporter activity.
UCGAUAAUCAUAAAUAGAGCAUUACAUACAAUCAGUCGAAUAAUCAUGCUAUCCUAACUAAAGCUGAAUGUUCCUGAAUAAACAUUGAAAUUUUAAAUAUUUUCUUUUGUUCCUAUCACAAAUUUAUGAUGCAUCGCAUUCUUUUAAGAAACGUCAUUACCAAUUGGCGGGCUGUACUUGGUUUGUGUACUACACCAGCUGUUUUUGCAUUUAUGAUGUAAACGAGUAGUAAAGAAAGAAGUUACAGUAGGAUUAUUAUAAGGCUAAUGCUACGGUAUUUACUUUUUGUAUCUGUGCUUAGUCACAGGUGGCCAAGGAAAUGUAUUAUAUACGGCAUCGAGUCUCUUAAAGACUCUGGCACAGUAAUAUGUUAGAGGUAUUGCCAUUUGCUUCCCAGAUGUGGAUUGCUAAACAUAAAUUUUACUAAAGUUUCAAAAUGUGCUGAACGUGAGACAGUUUAAACAAAGUGACAUUGGUUCUUAUUUGCAACCAUGUAAAUGGUUAUUAUACUCUAAUUACAUGUAAAUUACAGAGUGGCAUAUAUAUAGAUAAUUUUCUAUGUAACCUUUUUAACCAUGUAUCCAAUAAAUAAAAGACCUUUGUUAGGAGGUUCGGACAGCGAAUUUGAGGAUGAUUUAGAAACUGAAGUUGAUGAUCCAAGUAUUUCUGUGCCAGAUGAAAAGCCAUUUUUAAAACAAUAUGAACCUAGCGAUAGGUAUAAUAUUGCAUAUAUUGUUUUUUAUUUACUUGGGAUGAAUAUAUUAAUUCCUUGGAGUUUUUUUAUUACUGCUGAAGAUUAUUGGAUGUAUAAGUUUAGAGAAAUACAAGAAAAUUCUACGCAUAUUAACUAUACUCAUGUAGAAAAUUUAGAAAAGAAAACUGACCUUCAAGCUAGUUUUACAUCAUAUCUAAGUGUAGCAAGUGCAUUACCAAAUACAUUGUUUCUAGUCAUAAAUGCAUUUAUCAGUAAAAAAAUUCCCCUGAGGACAAGAAUGGUUGGCUCACAGUGUAUAAUACUGUUACUUUUCAUUGUAACAACAGUAUUUGUUAAAAUAAAUACAGACAAAUGGCAAGGCACAUUUUUAAUUAUUACUUUGACCACAGUAGCAUGCGUAAAUUCUGCAAGUGCAAUUUUUGGAGGAAGUUUAAUGGGUGUUGUUGGUCGUUUUUCUCCCAAAUAUAUAACUGCUAUGUCAAGUGGUCAAGCUCUUGGAGGAAUUUUCACUGCUAUAACAGAGAUAUGUUCUCUUUGGAUUGGUGCUAGUCCUAUGCUUUCAGGGCUAGUAUAUUUCAUUAUUGGAGAUGUUAUCUUGUUUUUAUCUCUGAUUGCAUAUGUAAUGUUGGAAAAAGCAGCAUUUUUUAAACAUCAUAUGGUGGAGAGAUUUCCUGACAGUGUAGAAACAGAUUAUUCAGUAACUGGAGAAGUAACUUUUCCACACGGCACAACAGUAUCUUAUACUCGUAUUGUUAAAAGAAUUUGGCACUAUGGUAUUACUGUAUUCUUAGUAUUUUUCGUAUCACUGUCUGUAUGUCCAGCAGUUACUGUACUGGUAGAAAGUCAAGAUAAAGGCAAGGGUUAUGCAUGGAAUGAUAUCUAUUUUGUACCUGUGGUGACAUACCUCAUUUUUAGUUCUGGUGAUUAUGCUGGAAGAAUAUUAUCAGGCAUAUUCCAGUGGCCAAAAAAUAAACCCUGGCAGGUGAUAUUUUUAAGUCUGAUAAGAGUAAUCUUUAUACCUGCUCUUAUGUUUUGCAAUGCACAACCUAGAUAUAAUCUUCCUGUUUACAUUCAUAAUGACUUUUAUUAUAUUUUAAUAACUAUUGCAUUUGCCAUUAGCAACGGUUAUCUGUGUAAUUUGACAUUUAUUUUAAUUCCUACAGUUGUAGAUUCUCAAGAAAAGGAAAUUGCCUCUGCUAUGAUGGGAGCUUUCCUUGGAAUGGGAUUGGCAUCAGGUGCAGCACUUAGUUUGUUUAUGGUUAAAGCGCUUUAACCAUUAUGAUUAAAAGAGGCAAAUAUGAAAAAAUGCAGGCAUUCAUCUCACUGCCUAUUGCAUACUUAAAAUAAACUAGGACCACAGGACACAAAGUCCAAUCACAUUUAAAUAAUACAGUUAUUUGAUAUUUUAUAAUAAAUUGAUAACUGCAAUGUUUGACACAUUACAGUAAAUUAUUUUUUACGUAUUUCUUUAAGGAGUUAAACUUGACCAUUCCAUGAAUACUUAAAUUAUGUUAUGUAUAGAAUGGAAAUAAUUGUAUGUCAAAUUAUAUGUAAUACAUCUGAUACAUAUAACAUAGAGAAUGAAUGAAUUAUAUAAAAAAAUGUAGUUCUAGUCAUCAUACAUUUCCGUAAUGUAUUUAUUUUUAAGCAUUCAGAGUACAAUAAAUUAUGACAAGUAACUCAUACUAUAUACAGAAUAAAUUAAAGACAGUAUAAAAAUACAUAAGAGUAGUUUGUACUUUAUUAUAUACAUUAAUAAUAAAAAGGAUAGUAAUAUAUUCCUAUCCUUAUAACUUAUUGCAUUUCUGAAUCGAAAUAAUAUAUUUCACUAAAUAUAAAUAAACGUUAUGUCGUUUUUUGAAGAUUAUAAUUCGAAAAUAUCAAAAAUGUACACUAUUUUAAAAGGUUUUAAGCUUAUGAUUGUAUUACAUAUAAUGAUUGUAACCUAAAGCUUUCUUUAAUUUUUAAAACAAUUGACAGCAAAUAUACAGCUAAAGUUAUGUGCUUUA